AUGGCUCUAGCAUUAACACAAUUCCAAGCCUUAUGUGGGUUUAUUACUUCCGAGGAACUCGAUGUUGUCCUUGAAAGUGUCCCCGAGAUUAAUGAGUUAGUUGGCAUUAAUGAAAUUGAAAAUGGGGAGGUAAAAGUAAAAGAAGACCGAGUUCUCUGCAGGUCAAUAUUUACCAAACUCAUGUCGGUUGACCGGGACGCCAUUUCCACAUCAUUGUCCAGAUUGAUUAGUCGUCUAAACAGGGAAAAGGAGACAAGGGAGUUAAGUAGUAAGGAAGAACUAGUGUUGAAGCUUGAGAAGCAAUACCCUAAUGACGUGGGUGUGUUAGCAGCUCUACUACUCAACCAUUUGAUAUUAAACCCGGGUGAAGCUUUAUACAUAGGAGCAAACGAUCCACAUGCUUAUUUAACCGGUGAGUGUGUGGAGUGCAUGGCGGCUUCAGACAAUGUGGUGUGA
Molecule: messenger RNA, 456 nt
Organism: Lactuca virosa
Lineage: Eukaryota; Viridiplantae; Streptophyta; Magnoliopsida; Asterales; Asteraceae
Source: the annotation of a GenBank genome assembly